Molecule: messenger RNA, 3237 nt
Organism: Trichomonas vaginalis G3
Lineage: Eukaryota; Parabasalia; Trichomonadida; Trichomonadidae
Product: armadillo (ARM) repeat-containing protein family
Exons: 1
Coding region: 1-3237 (1078 amino acids)
Source: RefSeq, a predicted model, not a curated record
AUGGAAAGUUCCUCAAAGAAUAUAAUUGCAAUUAUUUAUGACAAGAGGAAUGCUCCAGAAAUGAGACUCGCUGAAGCACAGGAUGCUUUAAAUAACAAAAAUUUAACUCCAGACUUUAUUCUUAAAUGGAUAUCAAAUAAUAUUGCAUUUGAUACGAAUUUUCAAACAAAUGAAGAUGCAUGGAAGCUAUUUCAUCAAUCUCUUACCGAAACAAACAUCGAAAGCGAUAAAUUUUCUCUUAUAAUGAAACCUAAUAUUGCAAUUUUAAAUGCUUUUCGUUCAAACAUCAGAGAUAUUGCAUUAGAAACGCUAAAAUUACUUCAAAUCAAAUAUCCAAAUUCAUGGAGACCAAAAUUUGAUGAUUUAAUUUUGACAUUUAGCCAGUUAUUGCAAGAUAACGAAAUCUAUGAGCCACAAAUUUCAUUUCUUAUUACAUUAAUCUCAUCACAUCGUGAGCUUACUGUUGGAUCAGAAUUAGUUUUCAAAAAAGUUGUCGAUAUCUUUGAUCCAUUGAUUGAUAACAUAUCCAAACUUAAUGAGCAGCAAGUUUUACAAUUCAUUUCUCGUGCAUUAUGUGGUCCAUUCCUUUUCCAAAAGAUUUCUGGAAAAGAUUUAGGUUCUUCUUUCGAUACUUUCCUCAAGAAGCUUACAACACCAAGCGAAUCUGAUCCAAUACGACCAGGUGUUAUAUCAUUCAUACAUGUUUUCAUGCCAAUCUACAAAGAAUCAGCGAUUGCAUUUAAGAUAACAAAUCUCUUCCAAUUUCCGUUAAAUCUUUACAAAAGGACACAAUCACUUGAUUUAGCUGUCCCUGUCUUUGACGAAUGUGCUAAACUCCAGCUCUAUACUCCUCAAUCAGGAACUGAAUCAGAUUUCCAACAACUCAACUUGAUUACUGACGAAGCAAUUAAGAACAACCAUUAUUCAGUCCUUGCGUCCCUUGCACGACUUGAUUUCAGACUCGUAAGACCUUCUUUAACUGUUUUACUUGAAAAAAGUGACGAAAAUUUUGCUUUGUCUGCAUUGGAGAUGGCUUUCAGUUUGAGAAUGCCGCAAGUCAUAUUCGGAUACAACGACUUCCCAGACGACUUCAACAAUGAACAGGAAACUCGUUUGGAUUCACAUAUUUGCGAAUUUCCAAUUUUUGUCACAAAAUAUUCAGAACUCGUUUCUCAUUUGAAUUCCAGCCAAACAAAUGGUUUGCUGAAGAUAUUGGCUAUGUCCCAAAAAGAGUCUGACAACUGCCUAUUGUUCUGGACCGUCAAAAACGCAAGAUUUACUCCAGAACACGUUGACGUUGUCAAUUUUAUUGUCAAAACCGCUGGCAAAAGUCCAUGGAGAUGUGCAGCAGCUUCUAUAGCCGGAAAAGCACUUAGAUUCAAGACAGCUACAAUUGCAAGCAAAGAUAUGCUUGAGGAGCAUCCAAUUUCGUUGUUUUGCUACUUAAUGCAAAAUCAUGAAUUAUUUGAAUCAGAAAAACUUGAAGUUCCAAAUUGUUUGCCGCAAAAACAUGGAAAAAUCACGGAAUUUGUCUAUGAAAACACUGUUUCUUUAGUGCCAACACCAAAUAUGGCUGACAAAGACUACUACAGGCUUUUGUUCAUCAUUCAAAAUUUGUACGAAUUAGCUGUUUGUUUCGAAGAAUCUGAUUUGUUGAAAAUUUUGAGAUUUGUUGUCAAAGCGUCACUUUUCUGUCAAAAUUUACAACAACCGAAAACAAUUGCUGAUUAUUGCAUGAGAUUAUUCAGUAACUCAUACUUUUAUGAGAACAGUGUACUGAAGAAAAUCUUCCAUUUGGCAGCACAUGAACUUUUAUCAUCAAAAACACAUCAAACGAAAAUUUUCACAGCAAUGCUCAUUUCUUCGAUGCCAAAUGAGUUUGUUUCUGUUGUUCAGACCGAUGAUGAGCAAAAUAUAGACUUUUCAAUUGCUGUAGAAAGUUUCGAAGUUUUGGUUGAAUAUGCAGAAAACGGUUUGGACGGUUUUGAAAAUACGUUAUUUGAAGAAAUUUCAAAAGAUGUUUGUAAAAUGAUUAGUCAGUUAGUUAUAUCAUUCCCAUAUGAUUUUGUCAAAGAAAACAUCAAAACAAUCAUUGACAGAAUCCCUCUUAAAAUCCACAAAACAGCCAUUCCAACAUUGUUAUAUACUUUGGGAGAAAUUCCAUCUGAUUUAGAUUUCAAUAGUUUACAAAAAGAAACAAUUAUUGGUAUUUGUAAUUAUUGUUUCCAAAACGGCAUCAAAACACCAUUUGAAGCUGUUCUUUUCGAGAAUGAUAUCGAGUGUGUCUGCGAGCAAACAAAGAGCCAAUCACCUCACGCGGCCACUUACAUUCUCAACAAAGUUACAUACAACAAAACAAACAUCAAGAUGAUUUUGGAAGCACUUUGUUAUGUUCAAAAUUUGUCAGAAUUAACGAAAAACUUUGAGAAGAAACUCGACAGAAUAUUCGAAAUAUGCUACAAAGAUGAUAAUGAUCCUGGCGCAGAAAAUGUCACAAAUUUAGUUAGAGCUCUCCCAAGAAAAGAAAUUGAGGAGUUCAUGGUGACAGACCCUGAUUUAAUUAUCAGAAUUUUAGAGAAAUCACCAUUCAAAGGAAAAAUUGCAAUUUUGAGUGGUGUUUAUUGCAACAAGAAAGUCUACAAGGAUUAUUACAAGAAAUACAUCAAAGAGAUUGUGAAUAAUAGUAAUGAUCUUGAAACAAUCAAAGCAUUGAUAAAUACAAGAGUUGCGAGAUUUUACAACUUAAAAAUCAUUGAAAGUAUUUUCUUUGACAUUUUGACAUUGUCAAAAUCAACAAAGAAUAUCAAUGACGUCUGUAACUUGAUGUCUGCAGUAACAGAUUUAUUCACAAAUGCUAGGAAAUGCGCAAGAGUUCAUGUUGUUUCAAAUGAAUGUGUCAGAAAAUUGAUGUCACUUUUCUUCAAAUAUUUUAGUAAUACAAAUCCAACAUAUAAACAUUUGAAGACAUUUUCAAAGUUCAUGGCAACUAGCGCAAGAAUUAUUAGACCUGAUUUCCAGCAUUACAUUAUUUCUACUUUUGUUUCAUUGAUAUCAAAUAUUUCGAUGGAAAAUACGAAACAGAAAAUGAUGCAGAACUCGAUUUAUCCUGUCUUCCAGAGAGUUGGAAUGGAUCAAUUGUCUGAAGUGUCUAUAGGUUUGCACGAAACACACAGACAACAGUUCCAGAUCCUCUUCAAGAGAUGGCAAGAAGAAUCUCAAUACACCGGAAAAGUUUAA